Messenger RNA from Chenopodium quinoa (quinoa), 1135 nucleotides. RefSeq lists its product as uncharacterized. Lineage: Eukaryota; Viridiplantae; Streptophyta; Magnoliopsida; Caryophyllales; Amaranthaceae. The transcript is spliced from 4 exons. Bases 1 to 1026 code for a protein of 341 amino acids. The record is from RefSeq and is a predicted model, not a curated record.
AUGAAAAGCCAUUGUCAUGUGUUCAUGGAAAGGUUGUUGCCCGUUGCAAUGAGAGAACUUCUUCCUGAUAAUGUUUGGAAAGCAGUCACUGAAAUCAGCCAAUUUUUUCGCGAUCUAUGUUCUUACACUAUUAAAGUUGAUGAUGUGACUCGUUUAGAAAAAAACAUUCCAGAAAUCUUAUGCAAGUUGGAGAAAAUAUUCCCACCUGCAUUUUUCAAUUCAAUGGAGCAUUUACCCGUUCAUUUGCCACAUGAAGUAAAAGUGGGUGGUCCUGUGCAAUAUAGAUGGAUGUAUCCAUUUGAGAGAUUUCUUAAUCAUCUGAAGAAGAAAAUUGGUAGUAAGGCACGAGUGGAAGGCUCAAUUUGCAAGGCUUAUCUUGCAGAAGAGAUUUCUAACUUUUGUUCUUAUUACUUUCAACCUCAUGUUGAUACGAAAUCUAGAGAUCUAGGACGCAAUGUUGUUGAUGAUGAUGAUCUAGAUUCAACUAUACCAAAAUUAUUCCAAUUUAGCAAAGGUCGUGGCAAAGGUGUCCAAACAAGGUUUUUAGGUUCGAAAGAAUUCAAGCAUGCACACCACUAUGUUCUUUCCAAUUGUGGGGUAUUAGGAGAAUAUGAAAGGAAGUUUGAAGAGUCGAUGAUGCAAAAAUAUCCUGGUAUUGACCUACAUGAUAUUUGGAGCAAGUUUUCACAUGAAUUUUCCAAAUGGUUUCAGGAUUUUGUUAUCAAAUCUAAUGAGACUGAUGAAGUGAUUCGAGCACUUGCCAUGGGUCCGUCUAGACAAGUCAAAACAUGGAGGCAAUUUGACAUCAAUGGCUUUAAGUUUCACACUUUUGAUUAUGGAAAGCACAAGGCAACUAUGAAUUAUGGUGUGGGUGUAAUAAGUGAGGAGGAAAUUGAUUACUUCGGCAUUUUAGAAGAAGUCAUUGAGCUGGUCUACUUGGGGACUGUAAAUGUCUUCAAAACCUUCAUGUUUAAAUGUAAUUGGAUGGAUUCAGUGAAUGGCAUGAAUAUUCAUGAGCAGUAUUGAUGUGAACCACUCUAAGAAAUACCCUGCAUAUGAUCCUUUUGUUCUAGCACAUCAGGUUUAUCAAGUGUAUUUUACCUCUUAUCCAAGCUUAAAGAAAGAUAAGAGUCAA